This is a messenger RNA of Neoarius graeffei (lesser salmon catfish), 2239 nucleotides long. It is a transcript of the gene edil3a, whose product is annotated as EGF-like repeats and discoidin I-like domains 3a. The record is from RefSeq and is a predicted model, not a curated record. The transcript has 10 exons. Lineage: Eukaryota; Metazoa; Chordata; Actinopteri; Siluriformes; Ariidae. Bases 316 to 1623 code for a protein of 435 amino acids. Gene Ontology annotation, molecular function: calcium ion binding.
CGCUCCGGUGCGUCUUCUUUUCCGCUCUCGGGCUGCCUGUCAGUUUAAACCGCUCGCGUCGAGUCUCGAACGGGCAAGCAUCAAACAGCCCAGGAGUGUUUGUUAUUUAUUAUUUAAAAUCUCAUUCAGAGAGAGAGAGAGAGAGAGAGAGAGGUGGGCUGGAACGGACACCUGCCUGAGGUGGUACACACUUUGCAUUAGAACUCCGAAGAGGAACCGGUUGAAGUUUUCCUGUCGCCGUCUGUCAGGCUCGUGGGACGUUAUUUAUUUAUUUACUUAUUUAUUUGUUUAUCUCUUUGUUUAUCACUGUUUAAAAUGGGACCGGUUCUUGUCUUCUUCGUCCUCUGUGCGAGUCUUGCUGUCCCGCAUCUCGCCAAAGCAGCAGAGGGGAAAGAUCCACCUUCAGGACCCUGCCACCCAAACCCCUGCCAUAACGGAGGCACGUGUGAAAUCAGCGAGACCUACAGAGGCGACACGUUCAUUGGUUACGUCUGCAAGUGUGCACCUGGAUUUAACGGCAUCCACUGCCAGCACAAUGUCAAUGAAUGUGAACGGGAUCCAUGUAAAAACGGAGGGAUCUGUACAGAUUUGGUGGCCAACUAUUCCUGUGAAUGUCCAGGCGAAUACAUGGGAAGAAACUGUCAGUACAAAUGUUCUGGCCCACUUGGCAUGGAAGGUGGCAUCAUCUCCAACCAGCAGAUCACCGCCUCCUCCACCCACCGUGCUCUCUUUGGUCUGCAGAAGUGGUACCCCUACUUCGCCCGCCUCAACAAAAAAGGACUGGUGAACGCCUGGACGGCUGCCGAAAAUGACAGAUGGCCCUGGAUCCAGAUCAACCUGCAGAGAAGGAUGCGGGUCACAGGCCUGAUAACCCAGGGGGCCAAGCGGAUUGGGAGUCCUGAGUACGUCAAGUCGUACAAAGUGGCCUCCAGUGACGACGGAAAGACAUGGAGGACGCACAAAGUCAAGGGCACGGACGAGGAUAUGAUAUUCCGGGGUAACGUUGAUAACAACACUCCCUCAGCCAACUCCUUCACUCCCCCUAUCGAGGCUCAGUAUGUGAGGAUCUAUCCGCAAGUCUGCAGGAGACACUGCACUCUGCGUAUGGAGCUCUUGGGCUGUGAACUCACAGGAUGCUCGGAGCCUCUGGGGCUGAAGUCUGGACAUGUACAGGACUACCAGAUCACAGCGUCCAGCACUUUCCGAACCCUCAACAUGGAUAUGUUUACCUGGGAGCCCAGCAAAGCCCGUCUGGACAAGCAGGGGAAGGUCAAUGCCUGGACGGCUGGACGUAGUGAUCAGUCUCAGUGGCUACAGGUGGACAUGCUCGUGCCGACCAAAAUCACAGGUAUCAUUACCCAGGGGGCGAAAGAUUUUGGCCAUGUGCAGUUUGUGGGCUCGUAUAAGCUUGCCUUCAGCAACGAUGGAGAAAGGUGGCACAUAUACCAGGAUGAAAAACAGAAGAAAGAUAAGGUAUUUCAAGGAAACUUUGAUAACGACACACACAGGAAAAACGUGAUUGAGCCUCCCAUCUAUGCUCGCUUCAUCCGGAUCCUUCCAUGGUCAUGGUAUGGCAGGAUCACUCUGCGUGCUGAAGUACUUGGAUGCACAGAGGAAGAGUAAAAAUCCCCAGCUCCCAAUUUUUUCUCACUUGGUACACUUAAGUACCAAUUUCAGAUUCAAUAUAAACUUUGCUUGAGCUGUAUAGAGGAUAUCAAUUUCCAAAAGAGUUUGCUUUUUUUUUUGUUUUUCCUUCAAAAUGGUUUGGAAAAAUGAAACAUAUUGGGGUGAGAGUGGUUGCUGUUUAAUGUUUUGUAUACUAAAUUCUGACCCAAUAAUUUUGUUUGUCUUCUGAAUUUCCUGUGCUUGGGAUUGUUUGGUUCAAGUUCAAGAUUUUGCCCUAUGUUUAUAUAGUCUUGCAAUUUCUGAUAGGAUUAUGGGAUUGGGGUUGGGUUUAUUUCACCAUGGCUAAAGCAGUGGGAUGUUAGCCACUGGAUGGUGUCACUUUUAAACCAACACAAAAUAAUUGAUAUAUGAUGCUUCAUGGACCAUAAAACAGCUUUAACUCAUAACUAAGACAAAAUUGAUGAGAUGUUUUAAGCACCACUACUGUAAUAUUAGAAUUUAUGUUUCCUGCUUUGUUUUAUUUUAACACCUUAUCAAAUCUACAAUAACACAAUACACUGAUGUGUAGAGGAAAUAUGAUGCUCUUGUAUUAUAUAUUAAACACUAAAUUACU